Molecule: messenger RNA, 437 nt
Organism: Racocetra persica
Lineage: Eukaryota; Fungi; Glomeromycota; Glomeromycetes; Diversisporales; Gigasporaceae
Source: the annotation of a GenBank genome assembly
AUGCUAUUCUCUGGAAAAAGAGAGACCUGGUAAAAGACUUAGAAGAAGAAUAUGGGUAUGCAACUAACCAAGCAUUGACAUUGGACAGGAAAGAUUUCGAAGCCAUGGAGGAAUAUGAGCAACGAAUCUUAAUGGAAAGACUAGCUAGACAAAUGGAAUUAAGCGAAAGCGAAUCAUUACGACAACAACUCCAAGCAAAAUACAGAGAAUUACUAGGAGUAUCAUUAGAAAACCUAGACAAAAUGCAUGACGAAGAAGACGAAGAAAAACAAAUGUUUGAAGAACAAAUUAAAGCAAGAAGAAAAGGCUUAGAAUUACCAGAGACGUUACCAUUAAAAAAUCCAUAUCAUGAAGAAUACAUACCAACAGAAAAUAAACCACGAGAUGUCGAAACAUUAGAAGAUAGAUGGUUAUUAGAUCCAAACUUUGGAAGAACG